CGUGUGUUAUAUAUUUAUUUACAAUGGGAUCCGACUAUAUUUAUUAGUGUUCACAAAAUUUCUAUUGUAUGAAUUUUAUUUUAUUUAUCAACACUUUUAAUAAAUAUUUGUGAAAAAUGUGUCAAAUAGUAGAAAAGAAAAUAGUGAAAGACUCGACACAUAUUCACAGCAAUAAUAGUGUUAUAAUGAGUGAUGAGAACGACAAUCAAACCGAUGUUCACUAUAAUAACGGCGAUAAUAAUGACAAUAAGAGUGAAUAUUCCGUACAAAUUGUUUGGACUAAUGUUUUUAUUAUGGGUUCCCUUCACACGGCUGCCCUCCUAGGCUAUUACCAUCUCGUCAUUGGGACGGCCAAAGGGUACACAAGUGUCUACUUUUUCUUAGUGGGAAUAUUGAGUUCGUUUGGGAUCCUCGCGGGCGCCCACCGUCUGUGGUCUCACCGCUCAUACAAAGCCAAAUGGCAGCUCCGGCUCCUGUUGGCUGUCCUCCAGACACUGGCCCUACAAAACGAUAUCUACGACUGGAGUCGUGACCAUAGAGUGCAUCACCGGUACUCCGAAACGGAUGCCGACCCACACAAUGCCAAACGGGGUUUCUUUUUCGCACACAUGGGUUGGCUUUUAUGCAAAAAACAUCCCGAAGUGAUCCGAAAAGGAAAACUGGUCGAUAUGUCCGAUAUAUGGGCGGAUCCAAUCGUGAGAUUUCAGAAGAAAUACUACUAUCCAUUGAUUGCCAUCAUAUGGCUGUUAAUACCGGUGUCGAUACCCGUCUACUAUUUUGGGGAGAGCUGGUACAUCUCAAUACUGCUCAACUGUUACCGAUAUAUUGUGUCCCUACAAAACACAUGGUUAGUCAACUCCUUGGCCCAUAUGAGGGGAUAUAAACCGUACGAUAAGCAUAUCAAUCCCCGGGAGAAUCACACUGUGGCUUAUCUAUCGUUGGGUGAAGGCUAUCAUAACUAUCAUCACACGUUUCCGUGGGACUACUCGGCCUCAGAGUACGGUUGGAAAGACAAUUUCAAUCCGGCGACGGCUUUCAUAGACUUUUUCGCGUGGAUUGGAUGGGCUUAUGACCGGAAAGUGCCCCCAAAGACCAUAAUCGACGCCCGGAUCAAUCGCACCGGCAAUAUGGCCGACAAAUAUCACCAAAUGACCCGAUUCUACACGUUAAUAGAUUUUGUAUCAGGCUUAGUGUUCAUAACGUGGCCCCUAUGGCUCUCCUUUCUACUGAAUUAUAUUUUCUUUCAAUGAGAUUUGUUUCAAUGAGUUUUGAAAGUAGUUUUUUGUCUCAAUUCCUAGUUUAACAGUAAAUCCAC
Messenger RNA from Oppiella nova, 1315 nucleotides. The record is from the annotation of a GenBank genome assembly. NCBI's taxonomy places the organism in Eukaryota, Metazoa, Arthropoda, Arachnida, Sarcoptiformes, Oppiidae.